Molecule: messenger RNA, 2427 nt
Organism: Monosiga brevicollis MX1
Lineage: Eukaryota; Choanoflagellata; Craspedida; Salpingoecidae
Exons: 13
Coding region: 1-2427 (808 amino acids)
Biological process (GO): regulation of DNA-templated transcription
Cellular component (GO): Ino80 complex; cytoplasm
Source: RefSeq, a predicted model, not a curated record
AUGCUUUUUUUUUGUCUCUCUCUCUCUCUCUCUCUCUCUCUCUCUCUCUCUCUCUCUCUCUCUCUCUCUCUCUCUCUCUCUCUCUGUCUCUCUCUCUGUGUGUCUCUCUCCUUCACUUCUUCACUUUCAAUCUCUCCAGCGCGCGGCGUUUUGUCGUUUGACUCUCUUCCGUCCCUUUGCUUGUGGUCGAGUGCUUGCUUGUCGUUACCGGGCAAGCGUUUCGUGGGGCCCGAGGCUCUGUUCCACAUCGGGCUUGAGCCCAUUUCCCCCAUUAUCAUGUCGUCCGACGACAUCUUUGUGAUUGCAGAGCGGCCCGCCGCCGAGCCGGAUUCCCGCGCCACCGACCACAAGGUCCACCUGAAAGCCAAAACGCCCAUCGUGAUUGACCAUGGCAGCGAGACGUGGCGCGUGGGCUGGGCGUCGGAAGAGUCCCCGCGCUUACGCUUUCCCCCCUUGGCUGGCAAAAAUCGCCAAAAGAACGCCCCCAUGUAUGCAGGAAAUGAUGCACUCUACCAUAUCAAAGGUCGCAACCUGACUCGCCCCAACAACGAGAAUGGUUUAGUUGUUAGCUGGGAAACAGAGGAGCUACUUCUCGACCACGCCUUCUCUUGCCUGGGCAUCAAGGAAACGUCCGUGGCCCACCCCAUCUUUGUGACCGAGCCCCUCUGCAAUCCUGCGCUACUGCGAGCUCGCCUAUCCGAGCUGUUGUUUGAGUUGUAUGGAGCACCUUCUGUUGGUUACGGGCUCGACGGACUCUGCAGCUUUUACUACAAUCGCCCAGACGCACGGGCUGGCCUCGUCGCCAAUCUGGGCUACAGUGGCACCACCCUUUUGCCUGUAUACGACCAACGCCUGCAAGCUCGCAAGGCUCGCCGCAUUGACGUCGGAGGUGCCCAUAUUCAAACCUACGGUCGCGCCAUCUUGGGUGCUCGGCACCCACAUCUCGUCCCCGAGCUGAAUUCCAACGUCAUCGAAACCAUUGUGCAUCGUUUUUCCCGCGUGGCUCCAAAUUACAAGGAUACCCUACGCCAACUCGAGGAUCCGGCUCACGUGACAGAGCUGCUCCAGCGCUUCCAGUUACCCGUCGACCUCUCGACCAUCCCAACACAGGAGCAGCUUGAUGAGCGCGCCCGCAAGCGUGAAGUGGCAGCUCAGCGAAUGCGGGAUAUGCAGCUGCGCCGUGCCGAGUCGUUGCUGGCCGGAAAAGAUCAAAAGCUACAAGAGGGCUUGGAUCUGAUGGGGACCUUGGCGGCGGCUCAACCAGAGGACCGCGCUGAGAUUCUGACUCAGGCUGGGUACAGUAGCGAUCAAGCCUUUGCCAAUGAGUUGGAAACUGUGGACUUUCAAGGCUCCAAGCUUCGGGCACGUGUUCAACAAGUUGAGCCUGACUUUCGUCCUCCAGUGUUCUACUCCGAGGAUGACCAAGCUCUGCUUGAUGCUGAAAGCGACGAAACGCUCACCGAGCAGCAAAAAGCUCGGCGUAUCGAAGUGCAGUACAUUCACGGCCUUCAGCUGCUCGUGGAUGACGCCCGAGCCAAUCGAAUUGCCGCGGGCAAAGAUAUGCCCGAUGAGAAUAAACAGGACACACCCUUGACCAUCGAGGAGAUUGAGAAAGUGCAGGCUGAAGUGGAUUCGCUUCGGGCCGAUCGCGACCGGCGCAAGAAGAUGCGCUCCGAGCUGCGGGAUCGACGUUCAGAAGCAGCCAAGAAGCAGAUGCGACUUUUGGUGCAGCAGAGCGAGGGGACGAAGCCGAAUAAGCGAAGCCGAACCAUGCGUGGGGCCAAACCAACACGCAACAAAGAGACGGAGGAUGAUGACUUUGGAGCCGAUGAUGAGGACUGGGCCGUGUACGCUCGCAUCAACCAAAAACAUACUGGGGAUGAGGAGGCUGAGAUGGACGAGCGUAUCAUGACGCUUGAGGCGCAGCUCGAAGACAUGCGUACCCAGUACGCACGAGAACAUCCUGAAACGCGAGAGCAGAUGAUAGAGAGUGCACGCUUGGCGCUCCAGUUUGCAUUGGCAGUGGAGCGCGUGCAAAUACCCGAAGCCAUUUUUGAGCCGCCGAUCGCGGGCAUUGACCAAUCCGGUUUGAUUGAUGGAAUGGGGUUUGUCUUUGGUGAUUCGGAGCCAGACAUGGCAUCGGCCAUGGCGGAGAAUGUCUUCUUGACGGGAGGCAUGUCCAAGUUUGCAGGCAUGGCCGAGCGGGUACAGACAGAGCUCACAAGCUUGCGUCCAUUUCGCUCUGUGGUCAAGGUGUGGACCGCCCAGGAUCCAGACGACGAUGCGUUUCGUGGUGCAUGCCGGCUCAUGCGGCAAGUGCCGGAUAAAGUUUGUAUGACCAAGGCCGAAUACGAAGAGUAUGGUCCCGAUUACCUUAAGGAGCAUAUGGCCAGCAACAUGUACAUACCCAAUCUCACGCUCCAGUGA